AUUUCAUACAUAUCCCUGAGAAAGGAAGUGGAUUAAAACGAGUAAAAUAAUAGUAAUAUAGAUAAACAAAUAAUUUAAAAUUUAUUAAAAGGUGAUUAUAUCAAUAUAAUUGGUGAUAGAUUAUUAAAUAAUUUUACAAGUGUUACAUAACUAAUGAAUAACCAUGUAACAUCCCACAUACUAUCAAUUUCAUGUAUUAACCAAGAUUGGUCACAUACGAUCAUUUACUUAAUAUUAAUAAAUUCAUUUUUUUGCUCAUUUUUAUUUAUCUGGCUUUUGAAUAAACUAAAAUAAAAUAAAAUGGAAAAAUUAAGUAUUGAAGGUCUUACUUAUAUUUUUAAUGAAUUACGAACAGAUAAUAAAUCAUUAUAUUCCUGCCUUUUAAUUAAUAAAGAAUGGUGUCGUUUAGUAGUACCUAUCUUGUGGGAACGAUAUCCAUACUCUAAUUGCGAAGAAUCACAAGAAAAAUAUUGUAAUACAAUACUUUCCUGCCUACCAACAUCUUCAAAACAACUUUUGAUUGAUAAUUAUAUUAGUUUACCUUCAACGAUUCUUUCAGAACCCUUAACAUUUAAUUAUGUCGGCUUUUGUAAAUUUCUAAGUAAUGAUAUUAUAGAUAAGAUUAUGAAUUUUGUAUUUGAAGGACAAGCUUUAAAUGUUAAUUUUUCAAAAAAUUAUCUUUUAAGUCAAGAAAUUUACAAGUUAUUCAUUAGACAAUGUGAAGAAGCUUCGACAAAAUGUUUUUCUCAACUCCAUGAUCUAUAUAUUGAUCUCUCUUAUGUAACUUCCAAUAAUAUUAAUGAUAUGGCACAGAUUUGUAAAAAUUUGAACGUAUUAUAUGUUGACUGUUAUUCUCAGGGUAUUCCUGGAUUAACUUCUUUAAUUAAUGCACAAAGAAAUUUAAAAGAAAUAAUACUUAAGUUUCGUACUAAGGAAAGGUUAUCAAUUUGCUAUAAACUUAAAAGUUAUGAAGGAAUUGAAGAAUUCAAAAAAUAUUUAGCAAAUACAAUAUUCCCAGAUCUUCGGUCUCUCAUUAUUAAUGAUGAUUCAUCAUGCUUUAAGGAAUUGGCAAUGUUAAUUGAAAAAACCAAAGGAAAUAUUUCGGAUGUAUCUAUUAAAACUUUGGAUAUAUCAGUUGAGAAUACAGGAAUGUUACUAAAAGCAAUUUCUAAUCAUUGUCCAAAGAUAGAGCAAUUAACUACACAUCUUGGACCUAACGAUUUGAUUUAUGUUAGAUCAUUAUUAAUGAAUUGCAAAAUUUUAGUAAGACUAUCUCUUGAUAGUCUUGGUAGUUGCAAUGAAAAUUAUGGUAUAGGAGAUGAAUUAUUAGAUAUAUUAACUAAAUUUUCUCUAAAAACUUUAACUCAUAUAACAAUCAAUGGAAAUUUGGUGUAUUCUAUUGAUGCUUUUGAAAAAUUUUUUGAAAGUUGUAGGGGACGUAAAUUACUUUAUUUUAAUAUCAAUGGAAAACGUACUAUUAUAGAAAAAUAUAAAGAUAUUUUUAAAAAAUAUUAUGAAGAAGGUAUAAUAACAGGUUCAAAUAUCAUUUUAAUGUUUUGAUUUGUUUAAUAGCAAGUUUUCAAAUAAAAAUCAGAGGAUUCUUCAUUUUAAUUAUAUUGCAAGGAAUAUGACUAAGUUUAUUCAUUAUAUAAGCUAAUAAUUGUUAUUGAACUACUAGUGUUUGUUGUUUCAUUACACAAAGGAACACUGACAUUUUAUAUUAUUUGUGUAUUAAUCAAAUUAUGCAAAUUCUCUAUCAUUUAUUUGUAAAUGAUUAUUCCUUUUUAAAACAAUAAAAAGAUAUUAUUGGGCGUUUUUUAUAAAACUAGUAACAAUUUUGUUGAUCAUUUGUUGAUACUUUUAUUUUUAAAUUUAUUAUAAAUUUU
Molecule: messenger RNA, 1886 nt
Organism: Rhizophagus irregularis DAOM 181602=DAOM 197198
Lineage: Eukaryota; Fungi; Glomeromycota; Glomeromycetes; Glomerales; Glomeraceae
Source: RefSeq, a predicted model, not a curated record